AUGAGAAAUCAUGAUCACAAGGAAUACAACAACCAGAACACUGACAACAACAACCUACAUCAAUAUAAGAAACACAACUAUCUACAUCAGUACAACCAUGACAAUCAUCGCUUGAAGACAACAAGCAUCUUCAUUGAUCGUAUCGGCCUUGCCGGCACGUCCAGAAUGAGAGGAUUGUACUACUCCCUCCUCUCUGUCUGCAACGUGAGCAAUGGAGCAAACUUGUGCAGGGGAGCGAUCGACUUCGUUGACAGGGAUGUCAACAUUGAGUAUCAGAGCAGGAGGAUGGAGGUUUCCUUCAUGUCGGAAGCUUGCAAUGCAGCUCUGGAUUAUGUGUUUGUGACAGGCAGCGUUUGGGGUGAGUUCAGUCUGGAAGCAUCAGGAGAGAGUUUUCGAUGUCAUGCCAUGAUAACUUACCUCGUGAAGUGGCUGGAAAGGAACGGAUACUGCCGAAAGCCUUUCUCAUCGCAUCGAGAGAUUCUCGUGCUUUCCAUUGGGUUCUGGGAGAGUUUGGAGAAUUCCUUCCAUCUGUUGCAAGAGUGCGGCGAGCAUAUCUUUGAAAACCUUGUCCAUUCAUGCAAAGAUUCUUCCACUUUCAUCAUCUACAAGAACGAAGAAGCUACUCCUAGUUACAGCAUUCCUGUCUUAGACGCUCAUUCCAUCUCCCUUCCAAGACCCGACGGCACGGAGGACGGCAUACAUUACUGGUACACUGCGGGGAAGGGAGAAGGGAUGAGGAGAGUGAAGGAGAAGAAGUCCAAGAGAGUUUGGUAUGAGAGAGACUGCAACAAGUGGGAAGAGAACGCUGUCACGAAGUCGAUCUUGAACACCUUGUUGCACAUGAUCAUCAACAAAAUGAAAGAAUGA
Messenger RNA from Guillardia theta CCMP2712, 867 nucleotides. RefSeq lists its product as hypothetical. The record is from RefSeq and is a predicted model, not a curated record. The coding region runs from base 1 to 867 and encodes 288 amino acids. Lineage: Eukaryota; Cryptophyceae; Pyrenomonadales; Geminigeraceae. The transcript is spliced from 5 exons.